AUGGCAGACAAAAAGAAAGACGAGAAAAAGAAAGGGUUCACUAUUGGCCCAUUUGAGCAAGCUCUGCUAAUACUUGUUGUACUGGGUGUUGCUCUGGCAAAGGUUUCGGCAUCUUCAUCCAGAUCAUCGUCAAGCUCGAGCUCCUCGUCAGCAUCGAAGAAACCUCUGUCUUCGUCGGAUGUUCGAUCUGGAGGAUUGCCUUCCUCUUCGUCGUCAAAGAAAGUGGGCGAUCCUACCCCGAGACAAGUAUCCGGUUCAACGUCGAGCAAGGAUGAUCCGUCAAGCUCAGCUUUCAGGAAAAACUAUUUCCUGACAAUGCAAGGUCCUGGUCGACCGGCUCUGGUACCGUUCCAAGAUGGUCUUCGACCUAAAAAAGGUGAUCCAGCGGGAACGUUGUGGUGGGACAAUGUCCCAGAUGUGGCCAUCGUAUUCUUCUUAUGGAAGCAUUUCACCAACCUCCAUGACGAGUCAUUAUCCGAUGAGAAAGAUGCUAUAGAGAAAGAGAAAAAGGAGAUAGCCGAGAAGUUGAGAGACGCCAGGAAAGCAGGCAUGCCCUCACAAGAAUAUGCCGGUCUACAAAUGGCGCUACAGCGCUUGGGAUAA
This is a messenger RNA of Kwoniella shivajii, 603 nucleotides long. RefSeq lists its product as uncharacterized. NCBI's taxonomy places the organism in Eukaryota, Fungi, Basidiomycota, Tremellomycetes, Tremellales, Cryptococcaceae. The coding region runs from base 1 to 603 and encodes 200 amino acids. The record is from RefSeq and is a predicted model, not a curated record. The transcript is spliced from 3 exons.